Molecule: messenger RNA, 1423 nt
Organism: Cornus florida
Lineage: Eukaryota; Viridiplantae; Streptophyta; Magnoliopsida; Cornales; Cornaceae
Product: 2-alkenal reductase (NADP(+)-dependent)-like
Exons: 5
Coding region: 104-1144 (346 amino acids)
Molecular function (GO): 2-alkenal reductase [NAD(P)H] activity
Source: RefSeq, a predicted model, not a curated record
ACUAUAAAUUGUGCAAUUCUGGUCCAGACGAAUUACACGAAUACAUAUAUAUAAUCUAUAUAUAUAGAGAGAGAGUUUGUUAUCAGCUCGGUAGUGGAUAACAAUGGCGGAAGGAGGAGAAGUGAGAAACAAACAGGUGUUACUUAAAGAUUACAUAAGUGGAUUUCCAAAAGAGAGUGAUCUGUAUAUAAGUACGGAUAAGGCUAUAUGCUUGAAGGUUCCAGAAGGUUCUAAUGGGGUUUUGGUGAAGAAUCUCUACUUGUCAUGCGACCCUUACAUGCGACUUCUGAUGCGAAAAAUCGAAGGUCCAAGUGUCUUCACUUCCUUCUCCCCUGGAUCUGUGAUAACAGGGUAUGGAGUAGCAAAAGUUUUGGAUUCAGGACACCCCAACUUCAAGAAGGGUGACUUGGUUUGGGGGACAACUGGAUGGGAAGAGUAUAGUCUCAUUACGGCACCCAAUUCCCUUUUCAAAAUUGAACAUACUGAUGUACCUCUCUCAUACUAUACAGGAAUUCUGGGUAUGCCUGGAAUGACUGCUUAUGGUUUUUACGAGAUUUGUAAUCCUAAGAAAGGAGAAUAUGUAUUUGUCUCUGCAGCUUCUGGUGCAGUUGGACAGCUCGUUGGGCAGUUUGCAAAGUUGAUGGGUUGCUAUGUUGUUGGAAGUGCUGGAAGUAAAGAAAAGGUCGAUCUGUUGAAGAACAAAUUUAGGUUUGAUGAGGCUUUCAAUUACAAGGAAGAACAUGACUUGGAUGCAGCUUUGAAAAGGUACUGUCCUGAAGGUAUUGACAUUUACUUUGAGAAUGUCGGGGGAAAGAUGCUGGACGCAGUGCUCCUCAACAUGAGGAACCUCGGUAGGAUUGCCGUCUGUGGACAGAUUUCGCAAUACAAUCUUGAUGAACCCGAAGGGGUAAAAAACUUGAUGUGCCUCGUCUACAAGAGAGUGCGUAUGGAAGGACUAAGAGUUUUCGAUUACUUUCCGGAAUAUUCUAAGUUCUUGGAUAUUGUUUUGCCUUCUAUUAGAGAAGGGAAGAUAACAUAUGUGGAAGACAUUGCUGAAGGCCUUGAGAGUGGCCCUGCAGCUCUUAUAGGGCUUUUUAGUGGCCGAAACGUCGGAAAACAGUUAGUUGUUGUUGCUCGUGAAUGAUUAAACCUUCUGGUGUACAUCCUAUAUAUUCCCACUGAUGCAUUAAGAUUGAACUAUGAAUAAAAUGUAGCCCUUCUUAAAUUAUAUUGUUUGGAUCAUCCUUGUUUGGGUGUGAGGGAUGUUGUAUCGAUGGCUAUAUUUGCUAGUGGUUUCAUGUACUUUGUAAAAAGAAAGAAUGAGAUGUGUUGUUAAACAGUAUUCAAGUACUUGUUUUGCUUAAGUGCAGCUGUUUUCACAUGUUAAUGACAUAGUAAUAAAAUGCGUCUCUUUUUAUUUAUU